UAAACGAUAAUCAUUCACUGAUUAUUUUUGCGUCGCGAAGGUGCGAAAAGCUUUCAUCAUGUCUUCUGUCAGAUUCACAGUGACAAAAACUGAUGGAAAUGCAGACCCCGACGCCAAUGAUGAUGUUCAUACAAUUCCUAAGAUCCAAAUCGUAGAUUCCGAUGGGAAAUCAACCACGAAAUACACACGAUUAGUUGAUGGAUCAAGUGGUAAUUUUGGCAGUGUUCACCGCGAUGGAGGAGACAAAUCAGAUGGCAUGGCCAUCUUGGAGUCAGGGUUACAUGAGAGGAACUUGGCUCUCUAUGAGGAUGAGAUGGAGCACAGACCUAAAGUAUCAUCCCUUAUCAGUUCCCUGGCCAACUACAAGACUUUACCAGAGCACACAGAGGAACCCGAUGAGAAGAGAAAGACAGCUGUGAAGAAAGCACCCAAGAUGGGCACCCUGAUGGGCGUGUACCUACCAUGUCUUCAGAACAUCCUUGGUGUCAUUCUCUUCAUCCGUCUAGCCUGGCAGGUGGGCAACGGCGGUGGUCUGGAGUGCUUCUUCAUAGUGCUCGUCUCCUGUCUUACGACCAUGUUGACAGCCAUCUCUAUGAGUGCCAUCGCAACCAAUGGAGUAGUGCCUGCUGGAGGAGCUUACUUCAUGAUCUCUAGAGCCCUGGGGCCAGAGUUCGGUGGAGCAGUAGGCGUCCUUUUCUAUCUAGGGACAACAUUUGCAUCAUCCAUGUACAUCCUUGGAGCUAUAGAAAUUUUACUGAUCUACAUAGCACCUCAGAUGUCAUUGUUUGGUGAUAUAUCCUCAGCCAGUGGGGGUGCAAGCACCGCAUUGCUCAACAACAUGAGGGUAUACGGUACCAUCAUCCUUGCCAUUCUAUCUCUCCUCGUCUUCGUCGGGGUGAAGUAUGUCAAUAAAUGUGCCCUGCUCUUCUUAGGGUGUGUCAUCGUCACCAUCAUCUGUAUCUACGUUGGAUUCUUCACUCCCAUAGUCUCAUGUAAGAAUUUUUGUUGUGGUGUAAUUCUUUGGUACUGUUCACUCAAUGGCAAUAUAGCCUUGCAGCGAGACAUCAGCACGGAGAGCGACUGCAGUUGGUACAUUCUUGAUGAGAACGACACUCGCAUUCUAUCACCGCUGGGUGCAUCUCUGUGCACCUCCUACGCCAAUGGCUCAGAGUGUCAGAGCAUAGAGUCUGACUAUGACCUGAGAUGGGAAAAGGCCAUACCAGGACUCACAUCAGAUGCUUUCAGAGUGAAUUUCUGGAACCUGUAUCGUGAGGCUGGUGAGGUUUUACCGGGGGAAGAAGGCAAACCAGAUCAGAUUGUUGCUGACAUCACAACUACCUUCACUAUCCUCCUAGCCAUCUUCUUCCCUUCAGUUACUGGUAUUAUGGCUGGUAGUAACCGAUCCGGAGACUUGAAAGAUGCCUCGUAUUCAAUACCAAGAGGAACGAUUGGGGCCAUCCUUACCACCAGCUUUAUCUAUCUGUCUUCUGUAUUAUUCUUUGCUGGAACCGUUGCUGGUCCUGUUCUGCGUGACAAGUAUGGUCAAGCCAUAGGUGGAGGUCUAAUAGCCGCCGAGGUGUGCUUCCCAACAGUAUGGGUGGUGCUCAUCGGUGCCUUUCUCUCUACCGUAGGGGCGGGGCUCCAAUCCCUGACGGGUGCACCACGCCUCCUCCAGGCCAUCUCCAAGGACAACAUCAUCCCCUUCCUGUCUCCGUUCGGGAGGGGGUCAGCGACCGGAGAACCCACCUGGGCUCUGCUGCUGACGGCACUGAUCUCAGAGAUUGGCAUCUUGAUUGCUAGUCUGGAUCUGGUUGCUCCGAUCAUCACCAUGUUCUUCCUCAUGUGCUACGCCUUUGUCAACCUGGCCUGUGCCCUCCAGACCCUCCUCAAGACUCCUAACUGGAGACCUCGUUUCCGGUUCUAUCACUGGGUCCUGUCUUUCUUUGGUCUGUCUCUCUGCAUCGCUCUCAUGUUCAUCUCCAGCUGGUACUAUGCACUCGUCGCCAUCGGAGUGGCUGCUUUCAUCUACAAGUACAUCGAGUAUCAGGGAGCCGAGAAAGAAUGGGGAGAUGGGCUGCGAGGUCUUUCCCUAACCGCUGCUCGCUACAGUCUACUUAAGCUAGAGGAAGGUCCACCACACACCAAGAAUUGGCGUCCUCAGAUUUUGGUUCUAUGCAAGCUGAACAGCGAUCUAGUUCCCAAACACCGGAGACUUCUUACCUUUGCAAGUCAACUUAAAGCAGGCAAGGGUUUGACACUGGUUGGUUCUGUCUUGGAAGGAGAUUUCCGCACCAAGUAUGGCGAAUCUCAAGCUGCGCAACAGAUAGGGUAUGGAGAAGCACAAGCAGCCAGGGAGGAAUUGAAGAAGAUGAUGGAGGAAGAGAAGAUGAAAGGAUUUUCUCAAGUUCUGGUUACUCCCGAUGCCACUCAAGGACUCGCUGCUUGUGUGCAGAUGUGUGGUUUAGGUGGUCUAAAGCACAACACAGUCGUGAUGGGAUGGCCGUAUGGUUGGAGGCAUAACACCGAUGUAAGGUCAUGGAAGGUCUUCCUAGAUACUGUACGUGUGGUGUCGGCCAGUCACAAUGCUCUACUGGUGGUGAAGAACUGUCAGAUGUUCCCAGCUAACAAUGAGAAGCUGGACGUAGGAUGCAUAGAUGUCUGGUGGAUUGUCCACGAUGGCGGUAUGCUUAUGUUGCUUCCUUUCCUGCUCCGUCAGCACAAAGUAUGGAAGAAUUGCCGCAUGAGGGUAUUCACUGUCGCACAAUUGGAAGAUAACAGUGUACAAAUCAAGAAAGAUCUCACAACUUUCCUGUAUCAUCUAAGAAUAGAGGCUGAGAUUGAAGUGGUGGAAUUGCAUGACUGUGAUAUUUCGGCUUACACAUAUGAGCGCACACUCAGGAUGGAACAGAGGAAUGAGAUGCUCAAACAGAUGAAACUCUCUAAGAAGGAGAGUAGGAUGGAGGCCCAAGCCAUCUUUGACCACCACCACUCCACAACGGGCACCGAGUACAGCUCUCCCACACGCAAGAGAUCCAGCGAGAAAUCAGUGUCCUUUGACCUCAACACCAGGGAAUCCCCCUUUGACAUCGCCGUGGUACCGGAAGAAGACGAGGAAGAGCUAGCAGAGGGCAAGGAAGGUGAAGAGGACCAGGAUGCAGUCGACACCCCUCUGGUCAAACUCGAUGACACGCCCACCUCCGAGACGCCCCCCUCUCCCAAAUCAAAUGGGGCCAACGGGUCGGCUGGGUCAGCCACAUCGCCCAACAAGAAGAAGUCAAAUGAAUUCACGAACAUGCACCUACAACCGCAAUUAGGGAAUGUGAGGCGCAUGCACACAGCCGUUCGUCUGAACGAGAAGAUUGUUCAGAAAUCCCACGAUGCCCAUCUAGUCAUCCUCAACCUUCCAGGUCCUCCAAAGCAUGCCUAUGCAGAAGAGAACUACAUGGAAUACCUGGAGGUUCUAACAGAAGGAUUGGACCGAGUCCUCAUGGUCAGAGGUGGCGGACGAGAGGUCAUCACCAUCUACUCUUGAUCACCUAAAGGUCACAUCCAAGGUCGGAGGUCGCACAAACCAAAGGUCGCGAUGCAUCAGAACCCUUCAUAUAUGCCAAAGAUACCUACAUUGUGUGUCUUAAUUGUGCUUGCAUCAUCGGCUAGAUAGUUGGUUUAUUGUAGAUGAAUUAUUCAAAGUUAAUAGGCUACUAUUCUAUCUAAUACCGCAAACAUCGGCUGAUCUACUGAUAUGCAUGCCUUCUUUUUAGAGUGGGAAUAACUUUCCAUGUGAGUUCAAUGUUUAACCUCGUGUUUGGGAAAUCACCUUGCUGAUGUGAGUAACAAGGGGGGAUUAUUCUUAACUAGAACAAUGGAUAUAAAUGGAAAAGUUUUUGUGUACUGACGAAUUAGGUCCUUUUUGGUGGUUUUUAAAUGUACGGAACAACUUAAUAUAUAUAUUUUUUAUAAACAUUGAUUAUUAUAUUUCAAUAAAUAAUGGUUAAUACAUGUGCAUAACUUAACAUUUUGUCUCUAUACUGUAUGUUAUUAUUAGCAGAACUAUGGUUGACCACUUUCUUAAGACCAAUUUUGUGUUUUAAUAUAAGAACUAUAUUUGUGAUUGAAUUUACUUGAAUAACUAUGUUAAAUAAAAGGAAUAAAAAUAUAUUUCUAAUUGAAUUAACUGAAAUGAGAAGGGAUGUCCAAAGAAGAGAAAUGCAUAGUAACGAGGAUGUAGGAGUACAUUUCAUAAAGGACAAGGAAUAUCUUUUUAUGGUACUUAAAGUGUGUGAUGCAGUCGACUUCUUUAAAGCCAUGUUCAAUGGAGUUUGUGGAUUGAAUCUGUCCCUUUUUGUGGUGCUUUCUCUUAUCAUCAGUUGAUAAUCAAAAUGGCCUUGAUUCUUGUUAAAUCUCAUCUUGUGCUCGGCUGAACGGUGUGAAUUGUAGAAUUUCAUAUCAUAUACAGUCAAACCUGUACAUAAAGACCGCUCAAGGGAGACAAGAAAAGUGAUCUUUGCAGUAAGUCCAUGGAGAUAUUACUUAAUGUGCAGGUUUCAAUGAGAAAUAUGGUCUAGGAGAUACAAAAUAAUGAGGUCUUUAUAGACGAGUAGGCAUUACUCAAUCAAACCAUUUCUUUGUACAAGUUCACCCACAUCCCAUUGAAACGUGUUAAUUUCAAUACACACGUCUCGAUAUGAUGUCGGGGAACUUUUACCUAUGUCAGUUUGCAAGAUGCUGAUAGGGUCCUCAUAAACACUUUGGUGGUCAGUCACUAUAGCAGGUUUUACUGUAUUAUUAAUUGAAAUUUCCUGCCCUUUUGCCAGGCACAUAAUGAUCUCACGAAUCAAUGUCCUUUUGCUUGUCAUCUCGCGAUUGAUAUGAUUUAAAUUUUGAAAUUGAAGUGUGUAUUUACGUCCGUGAUUUUCUCGUAGUUUACAUUCACACCAACUGAAAUUGAUUCUUUGAUAUGCAAUGCUGUUUUUUGAUUGCUGUAUAGAGAUCUGUAAAUAAUUCAGUCAUUUCUAUUGAGAGAAAAAAAAAGGGUAGCUGAGAGAUAUAUUUUGGCCUGUUGAUAUAGUCCAGUCUGCUGUUUUAGAAUUGUCUUUUAUGAAAUGUUCUAGUGUUUUCAUGCAAGGGAUAGUGUGGUGUAGAUUUUUAUAAAUUGUUGCCUCUAUGUUUCAAUUGAUGUAAUUAUUAUACUAAUACUCAAAAAUCAAAAUCCAACGAUAAAAGCUCUAAAUGGUAGAAAUAACUAUUUUUACUUACUGUAUUUAACCCUGUCAAAUACAACUGUGAGUUUGAAGUGCAGUGCCCGAAACAAAUUCCCUUUACAAGGUAGAUUUUAUGUUCAACUAAAUAUUAAAAUGUCGUCUCCUAAACUGCCAGUGUAAUAUGACAAUUCAAGGCUUCAUCGAAAGACAGGCUCAUAGGCAGCACAAUAAAUGGUCGUGAUUAUUAAAACACACUUUGCAUUGUAGAUCAGACCUGUACAUUCAUACUCUACUACAUUAAGAAUGCUCUACUUAAAUGUUGUGAUGCAUGGCUGCCUUUUAUAUGCUGCGAUGCGUACUCGAUAUCAAUCUACAAAACAUAGCGGUUGUUUCAUUUAAUUGAGUCUUAUUCCCUACCAAAAUGUAGCAACAUUAUAAAGGUCAGUAUUGGAGAAGUUUGUGUUUAGCUACCAAAGACAGGCAUGUAAAUAACUUUGUUAUUCAGCGACUCUUUGAUGAGAUUCUAAUUUAAUUAAAUAUUGUGUUAUAUAUUUUUGAUUCUGUUGUGUAUUAAUAUUAAGUUAUUGUGUUCAGAAAUCUUAGGAAUUUUUCAUGGAGUAAUUUAUUUUCAUAGUAUAGUUUUCUUUUGUAUUAUUUGAUGAUUAGUCUGAAAGAGAAAGAAAUGAGUGAUAUAUAAACGCUAUAUAGAAUAUUGCAACAAAGGUAGAAAAAGAGAACUACAUUACAUGUAUUAUAUUUAUUCUUACUAACCAUAUCGACCAACGAGGUUCUUCCUUUUGGAAAUAAAAUAUGCAAUUUAUAUAUCGACAUACUUACAUUUCCAUUUUUUACAAGCAAAAAUUAAAUGGUACUAGAAUGUUGCACAAUUAUAACUAUCAGAUAGAAUGUCAGUUGUAAUUUAACGAGAUGAUUAUUAUUCAUUCUAAAACAAUUAGAAAUUGAGAUAAUUUGUUGUUACUUUCAGUUAAGAUUUUGUUCAUUUUUUCAACUCGUCUUCAUAUUUAUUUAAAAUGCAGGCAGCUUUUGCCCCCGUGAUGCCUACCUUUUGCUCUUUUCUGCAAUAUGCAAAUGUGAUCUUCCGUUCCCCUUUUGUGUGAUGUUACAACUCACUCUUUGCCUCUUAUUAAUUCAUGUAUAUGUGCUUUUUUAUUGUAAACUAUAUGUAAUACACUGAAUAUCCUCUGUUUGGAGCCAGAAGGCAUUAAUUCAUAUUCUUUAACAGAGAGUUUAAGUCCUUCUGGCUUUGAUUAGAUGAUUUAAUGUGCUGUACGUGUCGAGGAUAUGGAACACACAAAGGCAUGCCCAAGGUCUCAAUCAUACCAUAUGUUUGUUUCUGACUGCAUCAAAAAUUUUAUAAUAAAGUUAACUCUACAUAAGUCAUAUAUUUUGGAACCACAAGAAGAAAAAAAAAUUCAACCUAUGCAAAAUUUCAUCUUUGGAAGUCUAAAUAACACAUAUUGCAUACCGGUAGUCUGGU
Molecule: messenger RNA, 6699 nt
Organism: Strongylocentrotus purpuratus (purple sea urchin)
Lineage: Eukaryota; Metazoa; Echinodermata; Echinoidea; Camarodonta; Strongylocentrotidae
Product: solute carrier family 12 member 4
Exons: 26
Coding region: 59-3532 (1157 amino acids)
Biological process (GO): potassium ion homeostasis; chloride ion homeostasis; chemical synaptic transmission
Cellular component (GO): membrane
Molecular function (GO): potassium:chloride symporter activity
Source: RefSeq, a predicted model, not a curated record